AAGACAGCACAAAUAAAAUGGCGACGAUGGCGUAUUAACCAAAACACAAACAAGCUUCGAAACGAUCGACUCGCGAAGAAAAUAACUAGGUUUACGAAGGAAAUACACCUGACUCAGCAUUUUCUUCGAUUUUACCAAGACAAAUAACUAAAAGAUGAUGCAGGCAGAUCCAGUCAUGGCCGAGCAGACCAGCGCCAACUCUGAGGGCAUUGUGGGCCUGGAUGAGCCCAAGAAGAUGACCAGGGAGGACUGGAGGAAGAAGAAGGAGCUGGAGGAGCAGAGGAAGCUCGGAAACGCACCAGCUGAGGUGGACGAGGAGGGAAAAGAUAUUAACCCUCACAUCCCACAGUAUAUUUCAUCAGUGCCGUGGUACAUCGACCCAUCCAAAAGGCCCACGCUAAAGCAUCAGAGACCACAGACUGAAAAUGAGAAGCAGUUCUCAACUGUUGGAGAGUGGUACAAGAGAGGAGUGCAGGAGAACACCGUUUCCACUAAAUUCCGAAAGGGCGCCUGUGAAAACUGUGGGGCCAUAACGCACAAGAAGAAAGACUGUUUGGAGAGACCCAGAAAAGUUGGGGCCAGAUACACAGGAACAGGCAUAGCUCCAGAUGAACARGCUCAGGUUCAGCUCUCGUUGGACUACGAUGGGAAACGUGAUCGCUGGAACGGCUAUGACCCUGAGGAGCACCAGCGCAUUGUUGAGGAGUACGCCAAAGUGGAUCUGGCCAAAAGGACUCUGAAAGCACAGAAACUUCAGGAUGAGUUGGCCUCWGGAAAACUUGACCAAACCGAACGGGAACAUGACAGCGAAGGCGAGGAUGAGGAUAAAUACGCAGAUGACAUCGACAUGCCCGGUCAGAACUUUGACUCUAAGAGACGAAUCACUGUCAGAAAUCUGCGUAUUAGAGAAGAUACGGCUAAGUACUUGAGAAAUCUGGAUCCAAACUCUGCAUACUACGAUCCAAAGACCCGAGCCAUGAGGGAGAACCCGUACUCUAACACUGGCAUGAACCCUGAUGAAGUGGGGUACGCUGGAGACAACUUUGUUCGCUACUCCGGGGACACGAUCAGCAUGGCUCAAACACAACUUUUUGCUUGGGAGGCGUAUGAGAAGGGCUCUGAGGUCCACCUGCAGGCCGACCCCACCAAGCUGGAGCUGCUCCACCGCUCCUUCAAAGUUAAGAAGGAGGACUUUAAAGAAAUGCAGAGGGAGAGCAUCCUGGAGAAGUACGGGGGUCAGGAGCACCUGGACGCUCCGCCGCGGGAGCUGCUGCUGGCUCAGACGGAGGACUACGUGGAGUACUCCCGUCACGGCGCCGUCCUGAAAGGACAGGAGAAGGCCGUCGCCCGCUCCAAAUACGAGGAGGACGUCCUAAUCAACAACCACACAUGUAUUUGGGGCUCGUUCUGGAAGGAUGGCUUCUGGGGGUACAAGUGCUGUCACUCCAUGGUCAAACAGAGUUACUGCACAGGAGAAACCGGGGUUCAGAUAGACAAUUCAGACUGCGUUCCAUUUGAUGAGGGAGUAACAGAGACGCAGAACGAAGAACAGCCGAAGACUUUAUUGGAGAUGCAUCAAGAAAAGAUGAAAGACAAGAAGAAGAAAAAGAAGAACAAAAAGAACAAGAAGCACAGCUCCGACAGCAGCGACUCAGAGGAUGAAGAAAAGAAGAAGGAGAAGCUGAAAAAGGCUCUGGAAGCUGAGGACAAGCGAGUGAAACAAGUGGAAACGAUGAUGCAGCUGGAUGAGAGGAAGAGGCCGUACCACAGCCUGAAGGAGGUGAAAGCUCCAACCGAGGAGGAGCUGGAGGCCUUUAGGAUGAAACGCUGCCGGCCCGAUGAUCCCAUGGCUUCUUUUCUCGGACAGUGACCUCAUCUUUAUCCCUGAUGGAAAAAACAAUAAUAAUAACUUAAAAAUGUUAAGAACAUCCUGUACAGUAUUUGACUAAAUUUAUUCACAAACAAUUAUGCUUCUUAGAGAUUCUGCAGAAAACUGUUUUGUAUGAUUUUGAUUUGUUUUCUCAGCCUUUAGUCAUGACUGGAAUCUGUUCUACUGCUUUAGAAAAAGGCAUUUUAUAAUAAACUUGUAUUUGUCUAAAA
This is a messenger RNA of Austrofundulus limnaeus, 2100 nucleotides long. RefSeq names its product SLU7 homolog, splicing factor (gene slu7). The record is from RefSeq and is a predicted model, not a curated record. The transcript is spliced from 15 exons. The coding region runs from base 155 to 1870 and encodes 571 amino acids. Gene Ontology annotation, molecular function: pre-mRNA 3'-splice site binding. Gene Ontology annotation, biological process: mRNA splicing, via spliceosome. Gene Ontology annotation, cellular component: spliceosomal complex. NCBI's taxonomy places the organism in Eukaryota, Metazoa, Chordata, Actinopteri, Cyprinodontiformes, Rivulidae.